Molecule: messenger RNA, 920 nt
Organism: Nanorana parkeri
Lineage: Eukaryota; Metazoa; Chordata; Amphibia; Anura; Dicroglossidae
Gene: MTERF4
Product: mitochondrial transcription termination factor 4
Exons: 4
Coding region: 18-920 (300 amino acids)
Biological process (GO): regulation of DNA-templated transcription
Molecular function (GO): double-stranded DNA binding
Source: RefSeq, a predicted model, not a curated record
CGGACUGGCGUUUAGUUAUGGUGUCGUUAUGUCUCAGAAACCGGCUUUUUUUAAGUUGGCCCAGUCUAUGCUGGAGACACAUGUCCAGAGUUCCGGCUGCCAGACAAGAGCUCUUGGAUCUGGGCUUCUCGGAAACACAAGCUGAAAGGAUUCUGUCUAUGAAAUGCAAUGCACACAGCACUUCCACCAUCAAGGAGCUGUGUGUGGUAGGACUGAACCACAAAACCAUAUUGAGAAUUCUGGAAGAGAAGCCAGAGCUUCUGAGGACCACAGGCAAGGAAGUAAAGGGCAAGGCUGACACUCUGAGGAGCCUGGGACUUGGAGAAGGUUCUCUUCAGAACUCGCUGUCCAUGUGCCCCACUUUACUCUCCAUGCCUCGCUCCCGCCUAGUAGCCUCAGCACAAUGUCUUAAGACUCGAUGUCAGUUCUCAUCUCAACAGGUCCUGAAAAUCCUUACCACCACUCCAGAAGCCCUAACCAAAGACCCCAACCACCUCGAGGAGCUGUUCCAGUAUGCAUAUUUUCGGAUGGGUGGAACACAUGGAGACAUCCCUUCUUCUGGAAUUUUCCAAAGAUCACUAUUUGAGAUUAAAGUUCGGCAUCAGUUUCUGGAGCGUCUGGGUCGGUUCCUACCGCCUAACAAAAAUGGCCAGUGUCCUCCCUCCAACCCAAAACUAAAGGAGGUUGUACUGUUAUCUGAGGAGGACUUCUUGGCACGAGUUGCUUGCUCUUCAACUGAAGAGUUCCACAUUUUCCAGAAGAUUCUAGAGCGUGAGGAAAGGGAAAGUGCAGAGGGAAUGGAAGAGGACCAAGAUAAUCUAAGUACUGAUGAAGAAGAUGAAGAUGACUCGGAUGAUGAGAAUUAUACAGAUAGUAUUCAGGGUCAUCAAUCAAAGCACAAAAAAUAUAAGAAUAAAUAG